GAUAAAUGACAGGGAUGCAGACCAAUGGUUGGUUCUUAGCAGUCUGAGUACUUUUAAUUGGAAGAGGCAUCAACAUAGUUCUUCACCAACACUGGCAUCAGCAUAGUACGGAGUACAUAGUAUGUAUGUACUGGAGUGGCCGAUAAGAUAACUAGGAUACUAGCGAUGAUGUCAUCAAACAGAUGAACUAAAAUGAUGAUGCAGCACUACUGGGGAUACUAAUGAUUGGACACCCCCCUCGUAGUCCAUAUGAUAAUCUAAAGAUAGUCAUGAACCCUCCUGACACCUUGAAUACUUCCAUACAACAUGAAGAAGCCGUCCAGGUUCCCGAGGAAAUAGUCUUUGACGGGUCCCGAUAUCCUCCGGAAGAAAGAUCGGUAAGCGGCCAACACGCCUCGGGAACAUGACCCCGAUGCCGACAGUGACCAUUUCGACCUCAAACUCUCCCAUCAACUAACCUUCCUCCGAAGCGUCCUCUGGACUGACCGAGUUUGUACAAUGUUGGGUCUAGCUACGCGACGGUCCGCCGCGACCCGCUCGAAAUGCUUAACAUCUGCAACUAAUAGCAUUCUGGGGACAAGGGCAGCAGAGCGCCCGUCACGGUUGUGUCUUGCGUCCAAGGAUUUCCACACUAGUCAACCCAAUGCGGAAUCCCGGCCUACGUGGAUGCCCAUGCGUGUCAAGACACCGUGGAUUGAAGCAUUGACGAAGAGCAGAGAGGAUGCGAAGGCCGGCAAGGGAGCUUCUACGCCGGUCGCGGAGCCCGAUCUGACUCCUAAGAAGAUGUCGGAUAGCCACUAUAGUGCUAUCCUGCCGUUGGCACAAGACAAAUGGCUCCUUGAUACAUAUCUGAAUGCUUCGGGGCAUAUCAGGUUGGGGUCGCUACUGAUGGACUUGGAUGCUUUGGCCGGUAUCAUUGCUUACAGGCACACCGGAGGCUCGGUGACGACCGUGACCGCUGCAUGUGACCGAAUCACCAUCGAACAUCCUCUGAUGGAGAUCUGCGAUCUUGAGCUCAGCGGCCAGGUUACCUACGCUACGGGACGCUCUAGUAUGGAGAUAUCUUUGCAGGUCGCAAAGGCCCCUCCUGAAGGACAGAAGGCGAAGCCUGAGGAUGUUCUGAUCACUUGCGCCUUCACAAUGGUGUCUCUUGAUCCGGUUACCAAGAAACCCGUCAAUGUCGCACCCCUCUUGCUAGAAACUGAUGAGGAGCGUCUUCUCUUUAAAAAAGGAGAAGAGAACUAUCAAGCCAAAAAAGGACUGAGAAAACGAAGUUUGCUUCAGAAGGCCCCAGACGACGAAGAGAGUAACCUGAUUCACUCCAUGUGGACCAAGGAGAUGUCGUAUCUGAGUCCGGAAUCUCCCGCUCAAAGACCAUCAAACAUGGUCUUCAUGAGCGACACCAACCUGAAAUCAGCCAUGAUCAUGCAGCCACAAAACCGCAACCGGCACAACUUCAUGAUCUUCGGUGGUUUCCUUUUGAAGCAGACCUUCGAGCUUGCAUUCUGCUGUGUGGCGUCUUUCUCCCACGCUCGACCCAACUUCAUCUCCCUUGAUCCUAGCACGUUCGAGAACCCCGUUCCCGUCGGCAGCGUCCUGUACCUUCGCGCCACGGUUGCCUAUACAGAGCCUGUCGAAACAGACUCGGGCAGCAAGUACACCAAGGUUCAAGUCCGUGUGGACACCAAGGUCAGGGAUGUGGAGCAUGGCACCAAGAAGUCGACCGGCCAGUUCAACUACACUUUCUUGGUUGAGAAGGACAUCCAGGUCAUGCCGAAGAGUUACGGUGAGUUUAUGCUCUGGACGGAUGCCCGGAGACGGUCACAGAAUGCUGCUGCGUUGGCCCCUGCUGGAUCGAGGGAGCUUAGUGCUCUUAGGGGGCUCAAGGAUAGCGUGACUGAGUAGAUGCUACUAUAUAGAAUAAUAUUUGUAUAUCGUAUGGUUCUGUAUGCUUUUAGAGUCCUUGGGACUCCCGAACGCAUAUGGAUAUCGUUUAUACUUCCUAUCAAAAACAAGGUUAUAGCAACCAGUAAUAGUAAUAUCUGUCUAUGUAUACCAAGCAUGUCCAGAAUACAAAAAAAGAAAGAUCAGUAGAAACAAAGAUCACGAUCGAUCUAUAUACCAGUCACAUGACAUGACAUCUCCGCACCGAUAAAGACCAAAAAAGAUCUUAUCUCUCAAGCUCCUUUUAACCCCUCCAUACAUAUUUGUACAGAGCGUGUAUCCGAUUGUCUCCCAUAUAUACGCUUCUAUUC
Messenger RNA from Aspergillus pseudonomiae, 2255 nucleotides. Its product is annotated as putative acyl-CoA thioester hydrolase. Gene Ontology annotation, biological process: acyl-CoA metabolic process. Lineage: Eukaryota; Fungi; Ascomycota; Eurotiomycetes; Eurotiales; Aspergillaceae. The coding region runs from base 499 to 1905 and encodes 468 amino acids. The transcript is spliced from 5 exons. Gene Ontology annotation, molecular function: fatty acyl-CoA hydrolase activity. The record is from RefSeq and is a predicted model, not a curated record. Gene Ontology annotation, cellular component: mitochondrion.